Molecule: messenger RNA, 954 nt
Organism: Chenopodium quinoa (quinoa)
Lineage: Eukaryota; Viridiplantae; Streptophyta; Magnoliopsida; Caryophyllales; Amaranthaceae
Product: transcription factor TCP12-like
Exons: 2
Coding region: 1-954 (317 amino acids)
Biological process (GO): regulation of secondary shoot formation
Cellular component (GO): nucleus
Molecular function (GO): DNA-binding transcription factor activity; sequence-specific DNA binding
Source: RefSeq, a predicted model, not a curated record
AUGCAAGCAGCAAUAAACAGUACCAGAGAUCUACAUAUGCAAGAUGAAACAAAAAGCAAACAAAAUGAAACUACCAACGUAGAUCAACGCAUUGGAGGGAUUAACAAUCCCGGUGAGAAGGCAGCAGCAAAGAAAGGGAUCAAGAAGAGGCAAGACCGUGUAGGAGGAUCAUCAAAAAGAAGGACAGGGAAGAAAGAUAGGCAUAGCAAGAUACAUACCGCUCAUGGGCCGAGGGACCGGAGGAUGAGGUUGUCUCUCCAGAUAGCAAGGAAGUUCUUUGAUCUACAAGAUAUGUUGGGGUUCGACAAGGCGAGCAAGACGAUUGAGUGGCUAUUUAACAAAUCAAAGGCGGCUAUUAAGGAUCUUUCCGACAAGAGUUGCACAAGUAUCUUACCUUCAUCUCCUUUAGAAGAAAUGAUUAAAGGUGAUUGUAGUAAUAACAAAGAGAUAUUGUCUGAAGAAAUAAUGAAUAAGAAAAUGGGAGAAAAUAAUAGUAAUAACAACAAUAAUAAGAAGGGGGGAAUAAUGUUUAAAAUUAAUGAGAAAAGGAAGGAAGCAAGAGCUAGGGCAAGAGAGAGGACAAAAGAGAAGCUAUUAAUCAAGAAUAAUACUAAUAUUAAUAAUAUUAAAGAAUACCCUUUGGAAAUGGAGGAAAACCCUAAUUGUCUUAAUAAUGUUAUGAGGGUUAAUGAAGUAAACCUACAACAACCAUUAGAAGAUCAUAUGGCUUCUGUGGGUAUCAUUGAGAAAUUCUUGGCCACCACGGCUUCUUCUUCGAUUGAUGAUUCUCAAGAUGAAGCUCUAGCUAGGGCAUUUUCCAUGGAUUUAGGGCAAUUUGGGGCAAUAUCUACUACAAUGGAAGGUACAAUGGUUGUGAAUUCUGAGUACAAUCAAGUCCAAGGCCAUAAUUGUGCAUUCAUGGACAGGACAUACAACCAAGGAUAUAUUGAUUAA